Molecule: messenger RNA, 501 nt
Organism: Symbiodinium sp. CCMP2592
Lineage: Eukaryota; Dinophyceae; Suessiales; Symbiodiniaceae
Source: the annotation of a GenBank genome assembly
AUGGUGCGCUUGCUGAUUGAGAGCGGUGCCGAAGAGGACACAGCCGCGGACUAUGGGGCCACACCUGUGUUCGUCGCAAGUCAAAGCCUCAGUGGUCAUCUUGGUGUGGUGCACCUGCAGGUGGAGAAUGGUGCCGACAAGGAUGAAGCAGCGGAAGUUGGUGCCACACCUGUGUUCAUCGCGAGUCAGAAUGGUCACCUUGAUGUAGUGCGCCUGCUAAUUGAGAAGGGUGCCGACGUGGACAAAGCAGCCGAAGAUGGUGCCACGCCUGUGUUCAUCGCAAGUCAAGCUGGUCACCUUGAUGUGGUGUACUUGUUGGUUGAGAAUGGCGCCGACAAGGGUGUGUCAGCGGAACGAUGGCGUCACGCCUGCUUUUCAUCGCAAGUUAAAAUGGUCAAGUGGAUGUGGCGCGUCCCGACCCGGACUCACCAAGGACUGAUGGUGCCACGCCUGCCUACAUCGCAAUUCAGAAUGGUCACCUUGAUUUGGUGCGCUUGCUAA